GCGAGCCUAGAAGUGAAGGAUGUGCUACAGAGUCCAAGCGAGUCUGUACUUAUGAUACCUAAACUCGUCUAUGGUUGAUGGCAAGAUGCUCAUAUAAAUACUCCUUCGCCUUCCCAGACCUCGCCAUUUCAUGUGCGAUGGGGAUGUUUGUAAAAAAAAAUGUCUGCCACUAACAUCUAGAAUCCUGUCGUGUUUGAUCUUGCACUUCCGAAGAUCUGAUGAUGAGCACAACUUGUCUCUGUCUAUCUACGACGUGUGACUGCGCUGUAGCCACAAGCUGAAAGUUCUUCUCGUCUCGGUUCUCUCCAAACGAUGAUGUUACAACCGCUGCAACACGAUUUGAAGAAAUUUUCAACAACAGACCUGGUUUUGCUGUCAAAGGGGGGCAACUCGUAUGAUUUGUAGAUCAUGACCACAAAUAUUAAGACAUCUCUCCUAUGCUACGAAACUAAGAGGCGUCAACGCAGGAGGGGUCACGAUUUUUAUGCCAUGCGUCUCAGUUGCAAUAAAAUUAGUAGUUUCUGUAAAUAGUUAUUGCAAUCUUGGUGAUGAAAGCUAUUGUGACCUUAAGGUAGACAUCAAUCGUCUUCGUGUACGAUCAAAGUUUGACAGCAAUUAAACUUCCAUGCCAUGAUUGCGAAUCAAUGAUUUCUUCCGAUCAUGUGCAGUGCAAACCUGCUGUUUAUGCGACAAAGCGCAUUGCAGAAAUAUAGAGUGGGUUUGGUGUUUAAGCCUUUAGAACUUAAAGCUACUGGUGACAAAAGGGAUGACAAUGAUGCUACCGUACGCUACACAUCUCGACAUAUUGCUUUAGAGUGGCUGCAGACGUGUGAUGUCGAUGAUUUUAAAUUGUUUUCACCGGUUGCUAGCAUGAUCACAGCCAGAAUUCAUAGUAGUGUGGUGUUGCGUCGACUACUCUGUCAAGCAGCACGAUAUUUUUUAAAAGAGUCCUUGACAACUCUGUGUACAUGAUAGUUACGAUCAAUAGGAAAGAACCUUAAUGAUACUGUCUAUCUAAGCAUCUAUGGACACAAACAAGCGGCAGCCGUCUGACACUAUACAAUUUGAUGCAAUGUGAAUUUGUUUAGUGUGCUACUGCCAAUUACCUGGUUGUGAAGCGAUCUAGCCAUGCGCCAACGCUCUGUAUGUUGCUUAUAUUCUUAUCGUUGGCUACUUGAGGGAGUGGCCUAAAACGUACGUCGAAAGCAGGUAAAACACUUUAGUUAGAAGUCACUGUUAGAAGGAGUUGUGGGGGGCAACACGAUCCAUUGAAAGUAUGGUGGAC
Messenger RNA from Plasmopara halstedii, 1285 nucleotides. RefSeq lists its product as uncharacterized. The coding region runs from base 661 to 972 and encodes 103 amino acids. The transcript has a single exon. The record is from RefSeq and is a predicted model, not a curated record. Lineage: Eukaryota; Oomycota; Peronosporomycetes; Peronosporales; Peronosporaceae.